Molecule: messenger RNA, 1104 nt
Organism: Fomitopsis serialis
Lineage: Eukaryota; Fungi; Basidiomycota; Agaricomycetes; Polyporales; Fomitopsidaceae
Product: organic solute transporter Ostalpha-domain-containing protein
Exons: 17
Coding region: 1-1104 (367 amino acids)
Biological process (GO): transport
Molecular function (GO): transporter activity
Source: RefSeq, a predicted model, not a curated record
AUGACGAACUCAACACUUUGCCCGUCCGACAACACCGCAGUUGUCCAGCAGGAUAGUUUUUGGAGCAGCAGUGGCAUCAAUUGGGAUGCCCACCGCAUAGGGUGGAUCAUAGCGGGGUGCUGUGCCUGCGUGUCUGUUCUGCUCACCCUUUUCAAUGUAUUGCAACAUGCGCGGCAUUACACCAACCCCGCAGAACAAAGACAAAUCAUACGAGUACUGUACAUGCCAGCCGUUUACGCUUCGGUCACCCUCAGUGCAUUCCUCCUCUUGCUGAUCGAAUUUGUUGCCGCGACGGCAGCUGGGCACAAUGUUGACAAUGCCAUCGCUCGCAAGGACAAGAACAAACUGCCGUUCCCGUUCUGCUUCUGGAGAUACAGACCAACAAAGGUACUUCUGACCGCUGCCAUCUCCAUCGCCGGUAUCAUCUGCCAGGCGUAUGGCGUCCUCUGCGAGUCUGGGCCUUGGAGCUUCAAAACAGCCAACUCAUAUUUGAAGUCAUUGACGGUAAUCGCGCUUUAUGGGCUGAUCAUCUUCUAUGCACUUACCAAGGACGAGCUGAAAGGCCGACGACCGCUGGCGAAGUUCCUCUCCAUCAAGCUGAUCGUCAUGUUCACGUUCUACCAGGGUUGGUCGUACUUCGAUGCGUUGGAGGGUCGCGUUAUCCAUGCUACGGAGUACUGGACUGAGACGAACAUCGCCAACGGCUUGAAUGCCCUUGCGACUUGUAUUGAGAUGGUGUUCUUCUCAGCCUUCAUGAUCUGGGCGUUUUCGCAUCAGAGCAUAGGACGCCCGCUCUGGGACAGCAUCAACUACAUGGACUUCGCCAUCGAGAUUGCUGGUUCAGUCAAGUUCUUCAUCGACUACACACGGACGAAGAUGAACCUGGGCGAGGCGUUCGGCGUCGGCGGACCUCAGUACACGGCGUACGCUCCGAAAUAUCAGGCUUGCGCCAUACACAUACGUGAGCCCCAAUCCAAAUCUGCACCCGUCGGGCGAAGACACGGCCGGGGCGAACAUGAGCCCGGCGUCGAGCAGAGGGUCGUUGGAUGGGUACCAGGAGCCGAGACAAAUGGCCAGACGGCGAAGCAGUACCCGCCGCUGUGA